Tetranychus urticae (two-spotted spider mite) is the source of this 904-nucleotide messenger RNA. The record is from RefSeq and is a predicted model, not a curated record. Lineage: Eukaryota; Metazoa; Arthropoda; Arachnida; Trombidiformes; Tetranychidae.
UAUAUCGGUCAUCGUUUGUUUUUUAAACCUUUCUCUGUCCUUUCUCAUUAAGUUUACCUGCAGUUGUUUUUGUUUAAUUGUUUAAUCAAUCAUCAUGAACAACAUUAAUGGAAGACAGGAUGAUCUUGCUUCGGAUAUGGUUGUGCCUGAAAGGAUAAUUGUUAUUGGAGGAGAUAAAAUGGCUUCAACUCGUGAGCUUUUACCUGAAGCUGGAUUUGAAAAUCAUCUUUUAGGUGAUAACAGAAACAAUCCAAUUGACUUACCUUCGCCCCCUUCUGUAUUAACCUAUGAGGCCUAUUCACAGCCAAAUGAUGAUUUUAGAUGGAGAAAUGAAGUUACUCCGAGACCAAAUCGAGUGAAAAUUGCUCCUAUGGCAAUGAAUGGUGAUGAUUAUACUCCUGUCAAAGAUGAUUACACUCCUGCAAGAGACUCCAGAAUGAUGAGCAGUUUUGAAAGUAAUUCAACUCCAGCUGAUGCAGUUUCAGCAUUGAGACAACAAAUAAGAUCACUUAAUCGACGUAUAUCUGCCAUAGAAAGAGAGAAUCGCCAAAAAGACCAAAGAGAUAUGAUAAUCUAUUCCGUUGGCCUGGUAUACAUUGCAAUCAAAACAUUGAUGUACAUUAAGAGAAAUAUACUUUAGAUAAUGAUAACAAUUUUAUUUCAUUUACAUAAAUCAUGUUCCAAUGUUAAAAGAUUACUUGUUUGUUGUUUAUCUAUUCUCAACUUUUAAACCCUCAAUCUUCAAUCCAUUAGUCUCUUCAAUUUUGGUUUCACAUCCCUGUUUCACCCUUUUGCCUUGUAAUCUCAUUCUUGAUACUAGCAUUGGUUAUGUUUUUAUCAACAAAGUUCCAUUAAUAAUGGCUUAAUAUUAAUAUGAUCGAGUAUCAAAUUAAUUUGAUCUUCU